Salvia hispanica is the source of this 3065-nucleotide messenger RNA. RefSeq names its product DNA (cytosine-5)-methyltransferase CMT2-like. Lineage: Eukaryota; Viridiplantae; Streptophyta; Magnoliopsida; Lamiales; Lamiaceae. Gene Ontology annotation, cellular component: nucleus. Gene Ontology annotation, molecular function: chromatin binding; DNA binding; DNA (cytosine-5-)-methyltransferase activity. The record is from RefSeq and is a predicted model, not a curated record. Gene Ontology annotation, biological process: negative regulation of gene expression via chromosomal CpG island methylation.
ACCAGCAUUUACUUUCCACUGAGUUUCCAUUUCUGCAACUUCUCUCUCAUUGUUCCUCACGCUCAAAUCUAGCCGUAGAUUCUUGCCGUCACCGGCGAUGAAGAAGCUCCCCUCCAGAAAAUCCCCUAGAUUCUCUUCUUCUUCAACCCGUACCCGCAACAAAGCGGAGCCCCGACCCGACGAUGCGUGGGCCCUCUCAUUGCCCCAACAAGGCAGAUUCGCAUCCGAAACUCCCUCUCCCCAAUCAAGAACAUCGCCGACAUUUCCCCCCUCUUCAUCGGCUCCGGCGUUGACCUUGACUGCCGCCGAGAAUGUGGUUUUGAGCGAGAGGUGCUUGAGAUCGAGAACUGUCUUGAUGAAGAGAGUUGUGAGUGAGAGGAGAGGGAGAGGGAAGGCUGCUGCCGAAAUUGAGAUGCUGGCAGUUUCAAGAAAUGCGGAACAGAGUGUUGAGUUGUUGAGUAAGGAGAAAUGCAGCUCAGAGGGGGUGAUCGCUGAGAGUAUUCAAUUGAAACAGAAUGUGGCUGAGGAUGCUGUUGGAAAAGCUGAUCAAAAGGAGAAGAAGAGGAAGGAGAAGGGUGUUUUAUGCUGUUUUGUAGGGGAGCCGAUUCCGGAGGAAGAGGCUAGGAGAAGGUGGCAAUGGAGAUAUGAUUUAAAGAGCAGAGGAAAGGGCAAAAACUGGAAAAUAAACGCUGAUGAUGAUGAUGAUGAAAUUGUACUGAAUGUGGAAAGCCAUUACGCUCAAGCCAAAGUAGGGAACUUUGUCUUGAACAUUGGAGAUUGUGUUUUUGUUAAGGGCGAAGGAAGCAAGAAACACAUAGGGAGGAUCUUGGAAUUCUUCAAAACGACGGCAGGAGAAGACUACUUCAGGGUUCAGUGGUUCUUCAGGGCUGAGGAUACGGUUUUGAAAAGUGCUGCUUCAUCGCAUGACAAAAGGCGCAUAUUCUACUCCACCUUAAUGAACGACAACGUAUUAGAUUGCAUCAUCUCAAAAGUUAAUAUAGUAAAAGUACCUUCUAUGCAGCGCUUAAAAAGAAACCCUGUGCCGUCAGCUGCAUUUUAUUAUGACAUGGAGUACUCUGUGAAUUAUUCAACAUUUCGUACAUUAGUUACAGAAACUUCCACGUGGACUGAGCCAUUCUUGUCAAACUCAAAGUCUCCCGAAGAAGAACCAGUUACGUUGGCACCCUUGGCGCUUUUGCCCGAGUACGAGUCUCCUGAGCAAGAAUUAGCGCUACUGGACUUGUACGCUGGAUGCGGUGGAAUGUCCACUGGAUUAUGUUUUGGUGCAAAACUUUCGAGUGUAAAUCUCAAGACGAGAUGGGCUGUUGAUUAUAACAGUGCUGCAUGUGAGAGUUUGAAACUGAACCAUCCAGAAACAAAUGUCAGAAAUGAAGCUGCUGAGGACUUCCUAGAACUACUAAAGCAAUGGGAGACUUUAUGCAAGACGUACGUCUGUGAUAUAGAAAGAACCCUGAAAUGCGAGACAGAGGAACUUCCAGAAGCCGAAGAGGCCUGUUUGUCUUCAUCGGAUACAGAGGGAUAUAGUGAUGAGUACGAGGUCUCUCAUCUGGUUGACAUUUGCUACGGUGAUCCUAAUGAAAGUGGGAAAUGCGGGCUACACUUCAAGGUACGUUGGAAGGGGUACGGCCCUGAUGACGAUACAUGGGAAGCAGCCGAAGGAUUGAGCAAUUGCCAAGAGCGAAUAGAAGAGUUUGUUCGAAGAGGAUUCAAGUCUAAAAUCCUACCACUUCCUGGCGAUGUCGGUGUGAUCUGUGGAGGGCCGCCGUGCCAGGGUGUAAGCGGCUACAAUCGCCACCGAAACUACAAAUCUCCGUUGGAAGACGAGAGAAACCGCCAGAUUGUGGUGUUCAUGGACAUAGUGGAGUUCUUGAAACCCAAGUAUUGCCUGAUGGAAAACGUCGUCGACAUCAUAAGGUUCGACAAAGGCUCUCUCGGUCGAUACGCUCUAAGCCGUCUCGUGCUCAUGAAAUACCAAGCUAGGCUCGGCACCAUCGCCUCAGGGUGCUACGGCCUCCCGCAGUUCCGUCUGCGCGUCUUCAUCUGGGGGGCCCACCCGAGCCAGAUGCUGCCGCAGUUCCCGCUCCCCACGCACGACGUCGUGGCCAGGUACUGGGCCCCCAUCGAGUUUGAGAGGAACAUCGUGGCGUACGACGAGGGCCAGCCGCACGCGUUGCGGCCCGCCAUCGUCCUCGGGGACGCCAUCUCCGACCUCCCGCCCGUCACGAACGACGAAUCCCGGGAGGAGAUGGAGUACGAGAAACCCCCGGAGACGGAGUUCCAGAAACGCAUCCGGAUGAGCAAAGACGAGACCACGACCGGGAAGAUAUCGGCCGGAUCGCAUGGCGUCCUCUACGACCACCGGCCGAUGAAGCUGGCGUGCUCCGACUACAUGCGCGUGUGCCAAGUCCCGCACCGGAAGGGAGCCAACUUCAGGGACCUGGCCGGAGUGGUAGUCGGAGAGGACAGGGUGGUGCGUCGUGAUCCGACACGAGAGCCGGUGGUUCUGCCAACGGGAAGGCUGCUCGUCCCGGACUGCGUGUUGACGUACGAGCAAGGGAAGUCGAAGAAGCCGUAUGGGAGAUUAUGGUGGGACGAGACAGUGUCGACGGUGGUGACGAUUCCUCAUAUCCGGGUGCAGUCGAUACUGCAUCCGGAUCAAGAUAGACGGCUAACGAUACGUGAAUGCGCGAGGCUGCAAGGGUUCCCAGACUACUAUAGAUUUUGUGGCACCGUUAAAGAGCGGUAUUGCCAGAUAGGGAAUGCCGUCUCCAUGCCGGUGUCGAGGGCGUUAGGGUACGCGCUAGGGGUAGCGUACCGGAAGGUUGCCGGAGACGAGCCGCUGAUGACGCUGCCGCCGGAUUUCUCCUCAAUGUAGCCUUCUUCUACUGAGCUUGCUAGGUUGUGGGAUUGAUAAAUGUACCAUUUUUCCCCAUGUCACAUUUUUAUCACUGAUUGUAAACAUUCUACAUGUUGGGUGUGACAUUGUAUUAAUAGGCUCGUACUCAUGAUUUAUAUCACUAAUUUAAAUUCUAAAUAUUAUCCGA